AUGGUGAACUUUGCUGCCCUGAUGCGUGACCAUUGGGUGAACAUAUUUGUUCCCCUUGGCUUUGUGAUCGGGAUCUACAUGGACAGAGCACAGGACCAGAAGCUGACCGCUUUCAGGAACAAAAGCGCAUUGUACAGCAGGUGAGUUAUAAAUCUGCACCCACACACCAAUACCAGAUUCACAAUAUAGAGGCGAGCCAUACCUGCAUGGAUAUUCUCUUUUCACAUUGUCCUUUUCAGAAACUAUGGCAGAUGCAAGACCAGGCCGGCCCAGUACAGCUUGGUCUUGUGGUGUGAAUCAGGCAUCAGCAUCUAGCCUUCAUAUGAAAGGAUACAUUCUUAGCAAUAAUCUAAGUGGGUACUAACGGUCCUCUGAAUAUUCUUCCUUCUGUAUAGGGAGCUGAAGCCAGGUGAGGAAGUCACCUGGGAGUAGACCCACCCAUCACCUGGAAUAUUUAUUGUGCCCAAGUCACAUCUUCUGUUGUGUGAAUGAUGUUUUCUGGAUGGUCUUCAAAUCAAGUAUGCCGAUAAGAAGUUUCUGUAUCUUUAAGGGUUGUAUCGACCAAUAAAUAUGUCCCUUUGUCAUCCAGUCAAUCAUUUGUGUGAUGAAGUAUACACAAUUGUAGCGAUAAUGUGAAGUUGGACAUUUCUAUUACAAUGUACUUCCAUUAGCAACACACACACACUAGGAUUGAUUUACACACCAAUAUGCAAGACGGUUUUAAUUCAAUACUUACUGAACAAGUAAAGGGUAACAUUACAGACCUAUUACUUUUGAUUGAUCAUUGCGUUCCAGCAUUGCACCAUUGUUUCUGAAGAGUCUAGAUGAGUUAGUUGUAGAGGGCAAUGCUGAUGCACUACUCAAGUUAAUUCGACUGCUGUCCUAAAAUCAGAUAACAAUUAUUCCUACACGUAGUGCGAGGUGAAUGAUGCUGGUGCAGCAGAUAUUUCUUGUGAAACUUGUAUUAGAGUCCCUUCAUGAUUCAGGAUCGCUGCAGAGGUUCUGCAGUGUGAAUAAGCCCUUUCUCAAACAGCAGCUCGGCCAAGGACACCUGGAAGAGAGCACAGAAUUACAUCUAAGAAAACUGCAGUGCAGACCCAAGCACUGA
This is a messenger RNA of Coregonus sp. 'balchen', 1108 nucleotides long. Lineage: Eukaryota; Metazoa; Chordata; Actinopteri; Salmoniformes; Salmonidae. The record is from the annotation of a GenBank genome assembly.